Molecule: messenger RNA, 810 nt
Organism: Lithohypha guttulata
Lineage: Eukaryota; Fungi; Ascomycota; Eurotiomycetes; Chaetothyriales; Trichomeriaceae
Exons: 1
Coding region: 1-810 (269 amino acids)
Source: RefSeq, a predicted model, not a curated record
AUGCCUCCUUCCUCAUUAGCUCCCCACGAAAGACGAGAGCGAUGGAUGACAGCGAUAGCAGGCUCUUUCCACCAGGCGACGAUUUGGCGAGCUACACGAGACCAAAGAUUGGAGAUUGAGGAACUGGUAGUUGCGCUAUCACAUCGAAUUCCUACCUUUCUUGCGAAAAUCGAAGAUCUGCUGCAAGCGCACCGGACAAGGGUAUUCUGCCAUCAAGUCACAGAGGCACUUGAUGUAGUCCGGAAGGGAUAUCGUGCGGUCAUGAAAUGGCUCGAGCAGGGCAGUUGGACAAUAGCCGAAGAGCAGGAAAAGAAAGAGUUGCAUAUCAAGCACCUGAUCAUCUUCAACCACUACCGUAAGGUCUUUGGAGAGUGCUUCUCGAGGUUCAGAAAGUUAGCACGGUACUUUAAGGAAGUACUCAAGGCUGAGCCACGAAAAAGGGUGCGGAGGAGACGAUCAUGCUCUGAUUUGGAGGAUACACGUUCGGCAGGCACUGAGCAGAGGCUGGUGUAUGAGGUUAUGUUGAGGGAUGUGGCUAAAGUGCUGGAGAAGUCUCUGGUGGAUGGUCUGUCGAAGACACACGAACAAUACAACAGCAGUCAGCUUUUCUGUGAGUAUGUUGCGAACGUCCAAGACAGGAAUGAGAAGGAGGAAAAGCUGUGGAAGAGGGAAGGAAAGAGAUAUCCAUAUCCGGACUACAAACUGAAAGACCCAACCCAGAAGAAAGUUUCCUUUUGGUUUUGCAGCAGCAAAGUUCAGGAAGUACCGCCUUGGAGUGAGGACGAAGAGCUACAGAAGUGGUUUCCUUGA